AUGUCAACGACAUGGGACAGUUUGCCGCUUCUUCCUUUGAGAUGUGUUUUGCAACAUCUCAAUACGGAUGAUGCUCUGGCCGCCCUCUCAACCUGCCGUCACUGGAGGAGCGCCAUACUGUUAUUUGAGGGACACAAAGAAAAACUAACGCUGCGUAUAAGACAAUUCGAGAAAACACUGUUCCUAACGCGACUGUUCAGAAAACAUGUGAGAGUUAUACAUAUAUACAUAGACAACUAUGGAGAGGAUUUGGAAAAUUUUAUGAAUUACAUUCUACCACAGCUUAAUAUUGAACAUUUCAGAUUCUUCGAGGCUCAGAAUCUCCGUGAGUUAAUUUUCAUCGGUCCCAGCUACAUACAACAGAAUCCCAAUGAGUCUAUCGCGAAACUAAAUCGAAUAACAGCGGAAAGUCUUGUGUUUAAGAAUCUUCAUAGCUUACAGAAGCUAGCUUUAAUGGGAUGCGAAAUGACGAACGUUAAGUCGGAUAACGGGCGGUAUACGAAUAAACACGUGGAAUACUACUCGAGGCACCUGUCUUUCAAUACUAUCAGUUCAGCCGCGGACGCUAUUCUGUCCAGGUGUAACAUUGAUCUCAUGACCUGCUCUAAUUUACAGCACUUGAUAGUUGAUUACGAACAACUUAGUACGUCAGCGUUACAAACAGUGUGUGUGUUACGUGUGACGUUGAGCGUAACUAUGGGUUUAAGAUCUGGAGUACUUCCAGUAGUUGAUUGGACAGUGGCUGCUAGAUCGAGGAUCAGAAUCGCACUUAAUGUUGUGUCUGUGAAUCCAGAAGUAUUUGAUGUGAUCCUUCAUAAUGUAUUUGUGGAAGGCUUGCACCUAGUCUCUUUGAAGGCUAUGUUUUGUAAAACUUUACACACAGGCGUUCUUCAGCGAGCCGUUCGUCUCUACAAGUCGACUCUAACAGAGCUAGUAUGGGCGGACGCUCCUUAUGACUCUACAGAGUUCUUCCAACGCAUCAUCAAACAACACGCUGAUCCAGAAGAGAUGACAAUGUGCAACGUCAAUCCCCUUAUAUUGCUCUGUUGGCAAUGCACACAUCUAAGGAGGCUGGUUGUACAUGGUUACUGGGUGUGGCAGUACGAUCUAUUAGGUUUCGUUCGUCUUCGCAACUCAUCCUUACAAGAGCUUGAUAUAUCAGCUAUAUACAACCGACAGAGUCGCUUCAGUACCGCCAUCUGUAGUGAGAACGUUGUACGAGUGUUGACAAGAGAUGUUCAGAAACCAUUGGAGUCGGAAUUCAUUGAUUUGGUGAAUUCCGACACUCGUUUCCCAUGGCAGCCUACACCGUGGGAGAAGUUACACCCGGCGUUGAGAGCGGCCGCCACUAGUGAGGAAGUAGCUGACUACGUCACGAGGGAGAUACUGAAGGGCCCGUGA
Danaus chrysippus (African queen) is the source of this 1401-nucleotide messenger RNA. Lineage: Eukaryota; Metazoa; Arthropoda; Insecta; Lepidoptera; Nymphalidae. The record is from the annotation of a GenBank genome assembly.